AUGGGACAAAAAAUAAAUCCACUUGGUUUCAGACUUGGUACAACCCAAAGUCAUCAUUCUCUUUGGUUUGCACAACCGAAAAAGUAUUCCGAGGGUCUACAAGAAGAUAAAAAAAUAAGAGACUGUAUCAAGAAUUAUGUACAAAAAAAUAUGAGACUAUCUUCUGGUGUCGAGGGAAUUGCACGUAUAGAAAUUCAAAAAAGACUGGAUCUAAUUCAGGUGAUAAUCUAUAUGGGAUUUCCUAAAUUAUUAAUUGAAGAUAAGCCACGAAAACUCGAAGAACUACAGAUGAAUGUGCAAAAAGAACUUAAUUGUAUGAACCGAAAACUCAACAUUGCUAUUACAAGAAUUGGAAAUCCUUAUGGGCACCCUAAUAUUCUUGCCGAAUUUAUAGCCGGACAAUUAAAGAAUCGAGUUUCAUUUCGAAAGGCAAUGAAAAAGGCUAUUGAAUUAACUGAGCAAGCGGAUACAAAAGGAAUUCAAAUACAAAUUGCAGGGCGUAUCGACGGAAAAGAAAUCGCACGUGUCGAAUGGAUCCGAGAAGGUAGGGUUCCUCUACAAACCAUUGGAGCGAAAAUUGAGUAUUGCUCUUAUAGAGUUCGAACUAUCUAUGGGGUAUUAGGAAUCAAAAUUUGGAUAUUUAUAGACGAAGAAUAA
Molecule: messenger RNA, 657 nt
Organism: Gossypium raimondii (Peruvian cotton)
Lineage: Eukaryota; Viridiplantae; Streptophyta; Magnoliopsida; Malvales; Malvaceae
Source: the annotation of a RefSeq genome assembly